AUGUCGAAUCUCUACAUUCAAGAACCGCCAACAAGUGGAAAAGUUGUACUCCACACAACAGCUGGUGACAUCGACAUUGAACUCUGGUCAAAAGAAGCGCCCAAGGCGACGCGUAAUUUCAUUCAACUAUGCUUAGAGGGCUACUACACGGGGACGAUUUUUCAUAGGGUAGUUCCACAAUUUAUAAUUCAGGGUGGGGAUCCUACUGGUACUGGAGAAGGGGGCGAUUCCAUUUAUGAAGCACCUUUUCCUGAUGAAUUUCACACACGACUUCGAUUCGUACGAAGAGGUCUUGUAGCGAUGGCUAACGCGGGGAGAAAUGAUAAUCGAAGUCAAUUUUUUAUAACUUUAAACGCGACGGAAGAGUUACAAAAUAAGCAUACCAUAUUUGGAAAAGUUGUCGGUGAUACUAUCUUUAACGUGUUGAAAAUUGGUGAACUGGAAGUUGAUGCGGAUGAACGUCCGUUUUAUCCACCGUCAAUCUUGUCCACGGAAGUACUGGCUAAUCCAUUUGAUGAUAUCGUUCCGCGAGUUUCGUUAAGAGAACGACAGGCUCAAGAGGUGUUAAUCUUUAUUUCUUAUAGAAAUAUCGCGUUAUUGUCAUUUGGAGAAGAAGCAACUGAAAUUGAUAGUACCGGUGACCUUAACCUAAAAAUAAAAAGCAGUCAUGAUUUGAUAGAUGAUGAUCCGCGACUCAGUAAAGAACCUGCUGUAAAUAUGUCGGAGAUAACUCAAAAGGAGACGCAAAAAUUGGAAACAACAAAGAAAAGGAUUCAUGGGACGAUAGAAAAUACAGAAGAUAAUGAAGACGAGAGUCCGGAGGAUUUCGACAGGAAAAUGAAGGCAAAUGUUAAACAAAUGGUUGAAAAUAUGCAAAAAGAAUCCAUGUCUAAAGACAAAAACCAACAUCUAUCUAAAUCUGAAAUAAUUCGUCAAGAAAUCCAACAAGUUACGCAAGACAUAAAAAAGUUAAAUAAAUCUAAAGAUACAAAUAUUUCUCAAGAGGAUCGUCCCAAAAAAAAAUCGAAAUUGGAAUCAAAUUUCUUGGAAACUGAACGAACAAGAUAUCUAAAAUCCGGAAAGGCAGCAAUUGCUCGAAGGAAAAAAGGAAGCGAAGAAGAUACGUUAGCAAAACUGCGAGCAUUUCAACAUAAAAUCGACACUGCGCCACCAGAAAAUCCUUUAGUAGAUCAAGAAACAGUUAAUGGAAGCGAUGAACCAUGUACCUUGCAUUCAGUGCCAAAUUGUCAGUCAUGUCGUGAUACAUUUGGUCAAUCGCAGAAUGACUUGACAGAUGAAGGAUGGUUAUCCCAUCAAUUGGUAUUUGAAAAAGAUCAUAAGGGCAAAGAUCUCAUGCAACGAAGGGAUGACCCAGAUGAUUUUAUUGUAAUUGAUCCUUUAGCGCGUAAACAACAGGCAUUUGAAGAAGAAAAAAAGAAACGUGCACAAAAGAGUGGAAAAAUAAGUGAAGUAUUCACGCAAAGUAGUAGCAGCAGUCAUCAGAGAGAACGGGAACCGAAUCCAGGCGGGAUCGAGAUAGUUACAGGAGUUCAAGACGAAGAUAAAAUUAUUCUUUGGGUUGGUUACUCACAAAUCGCGAGUUUGGCAUAUGGUGUUUAUUUGACUUAUUUCAAAAAAGAGCUGGUUGAAAGACAGAGAAAUUUCAAAAGGGAUAUACUAAGCAUUAAACAAGAAUUGGGAAGGACAAGUUCACAGGAUCAAUUUUCUAAAUGGGCUAAAUUGCGGCGAAAAAUGGAUAGUAAAAUGAAUGACCUGGACAAAUUAUCAAAAUCUCUGGGAUUCCUGAAAACUUCGUUUGAAGUGAAAUUCACAACUUCCUUAUGGUUAUUUACAAAUGGGAUUCAAGUAGUAAUGAUGAUCUGGUAUCGAACAUCACCCGUGUUUUAUUUGCCAAAGGACUGGUUUAGUCCCGUAACGUGGAUGUUUUCGUUGCCAUUAGCUCCAUCAGGAUCUGUAAGUGUGACCAUGUGGUUUAUAAUAUGUCGGAAAGUUUUAAGGAAAUUGGUGGGUACAAGCAAAGAAAUACGCCAACUAUACCUAAAAUAUGCACCAGAUCAAGUGAAGGAACACGUAUCAAAAUUAUCAAGCGUUGCCAUAGAUUGGAUUAGAUUGCAGAUAAAAGCUACAGUGGCGAAAGUGAUGUCUGCAAAGGUGGAAAAGACAGCUACGCAAACGCCAACAAAAGUUAUUACUCAGUCCUCUUCCACCGUUAAUCCAUCCUCGGUUGGAUUGACGACAGGAGAGAAAGCCGGCACAAGUAAAAAUAGAACUAAUUCCUCAAAUAUCUUCUAUAAUAAGAAGUUUGAAGCAAUACCAGAAAUAGAAUCUGAAACAACAGUUCAUCAUAAUAAUAAUAAUACAUGA
Molecule: messenger RNA, 2385 nt
Organism: Ambispora leptoticha
Lineage: Eukaryota; Fungi; Glomeromycota; Glomeromycetes; Archaeosporales; Ambisporaceae
Source: the annotation of a GenBank genome assembly